CGCUUGGCGCGACAGGUUCAGUGCUCGGGCAACUUCCUAGCGCGUCGGUUCAGUUCAGUCCAGUGGAUUCGAGACACGAAAGGACUCAGUUUCAAACUAAAAAUUCCAAAGUUUCGAAAAAGGGUUUCGAGUGGCGCGAAACAACAACGAGUGAUACAAUUACUCUAGCUGAAAGUCAAGAGAAGAGUUUUUGACAAGUGUUAGUUGAUUAUUUUCCAAGUUUUUUUUUUUAGUGUUGGCCAGUGCUUUGGACCAGUUUCGAAGCUUCGCUUGUUUUUCGAACAAGCUACUCUGUCUCAGACUCUGACGUAGCUUUCGAGACUUUGAAAGGAUAUUUAAAUGUCGGCUUGUUGGGUCCAAGCGAAACAAGUUAUGUACGUAUGAAUAGCAUCCCCAUCAGAGUAAAUACAUGAAAAGUCAUGCCAAUGGAAGCUAGGACAGUAUUAUGAUGAACUUGCUGGUGGUGAAGGAGAGCGGCGAGCGGAUCGCCGACAUCAGCUGUAGCCAGGAGCAUACUACCCAAUAUUCACCAAAACUGUCCCAAGUAGCCAAACAUCGCAAGCUGGCGCAGCUCGAGAUUGCAUCAGGAUCGGGAUUGUUGGGAUCAGGAACGGGAACCGGAACCGGAAGUGGGUGCGGUCCAGCUAUUCGGUGGCAGCUACUGCUACUGCUUCUGCUCUGUAACUGCAUUGAUCUUACCGUUUCGAACAAAAUCUCCUCAGUGGGCGCCUUCGAGCCGGACUUUGUGAUUCCGCUGGAGAACGUGACCAUCGCCCAAGGUCGGGACGCGACCUUCACGUGCGUGGUGAACAAUCUCGGGGGUCAUCGGAAUAAUGACUUGGGAAUUCUAAGCCGCGAAGACACCAUUCGGAAAUGGAAAAAAUUCGUACAGGUCGCCUGGAUUAAGGCCGAUGCCAAGGCAAUUCUGGCCAUUCACGAGCACGUGAUAACCAACAAUGAUCGAUUAUCGGUGCAGCACAACGACUACAACACAUGGACGCUCAACAUACGCGGCGUCAAAAUGGAGGACGCCGGCAAAUACAUGUGUCAGGUCAACACGGAUCCCAUGAAGAUGCAGACGGCCACCUUGGAAGUGGUCAUCCCACCGGACAUUAUAAACGAAGAGACCUCCGGAGACAUGAUGGUCCCAGAGGGCGGAUCCGCCAAGCUCGUUUGCCGAGCACGUGGUCAUCCGAAGCCGAAGAUCACGUGGCGACGCGAAGAUGGCAGGGAGAUUAUUGCCCGCAACGGCUCGCACCAGAAAACCAAAGCACAAUCGGUGGAGGGCGAAAUGCUGACGCUGUCGAAGAUCACGCGAUCGGAAAUGGGCGCCUACAUGUGCAUUGCCUCCAACGGAGUGCCGCCGACGGUGAGCAAGCGGAUGAAGCUACAGGUGCACUUUCAUCCGCUGGUGCAAGUGCCAAAUCAAUUGGUCGGCGCCCCGGUCCUUACGGAUGUCACAUUAAUUUGCAAUGUCGAGGCAUCGCCGAAGGCCAUCAAUUAUUGGCAGCGCGAGAAUGGUGAAAUGAUUAUUGCCGGCGAUCGUUACGCGCUCACCGAAAAGGAGAAUAAUAUGUAUGCCAUCGAGAUGAUUCUGCACAUCAAGCGGCUGCAGUCAAGCGAUUUCGGUGGCUACAAAUGUAUAUCGAAAAACAGCAUUGGCGACACCGAGGGCACCAUCCGUCUAUAUGAAAUGGAGCGUCCCGGGAAGAAAAUCCUUCGUGAUGAUGAUCUCAACGAAGUGUCGAAAAACGAGGUGGUGCAGAAGGACACGCGCAGCGAGGAUGGGUCACGCAACCUGAACGGCAGACUCUACAAGGACCGCGCUCCGGAUCAGCACCCGGCCAGCGGGAGUGACCCGCUGCUCGGACGCGGGACAAUGCGGCUAAUCGGGACAUUUCUAUUAGCCUUAUUGGUAUUAUUCACGGCGCUGGCCGAGGCCGGGCCAACAACAUUGUCCUGCCGCACAAAAGGCGGCAGACAAAAGAAGGCCAAGGAAACGAGCUGGAACGGGCGGCGGGGCAGGGACGGCAGAGAGGAUGGGCACGCGGCUGAGUGGAGACAGUGCUGGGAGAGAUCGGCGCUCAGUUGGAGGCGGUCAGCGCCUCCGGAGUUAGAUUAUUAUAGCUUAAUUCAAUUGUAAUUAUACAAACAAGAUUAUGAUGCAAGGGGCUCCUGCUCCCGAGUCCCGCUCCUGCCACACACACACACGCUCACACGGGCCAGGAAACGAAGGCAUUAAUCAAUGGGGAUGGCGGGGUCACCACCACUUCACUGGCUAAUCAUCUACGCCCAUGCUAAUUGCAAGGGGGGACGGGACAGGGCUAAUUGAAUGCAUAUUAAAUCAAAAGGAAGAGAGAAAACUAAAGUGUCGUAGUUAAGUGGAAAAGAAAACUCGUUUAAAUGUUACCUCGUUAGUGGAAAAUGAUGGCAAGGAAACCCCAGUCCCCCACAACUGGACGUCAACUAUAAACCAUAUUACGAUUAAAUGGUGUUCGGCUCUUUAAAUGGCUUUAGCUACUAUAAAGUAAACAAAAGUACGCCCGCAGAAGGAUAUUUGCGUACUAUAAAUAUUGAUUACGGUAAAGACAUUGAUACGGAUAUUUCUACAUGUCUAUAUAAUAAGUAACGUUUGCUUUCGUUCAACUAAGACCCUAAUUUGUUGAGUUCGUGUUUCUAGAUGAAAUAUAUACACGUAUACAUGAUUCUAUAUGUAUUAGGUGUUUAAUCAGAAGUUCUGUAUAUAUAUUUAAGGCGCCUGCUCAAAGAGAAGGACAUCCGCGGCUAAAGAAAUACGUUUAGACGAUCCUUGCAUAUCGUAAGCUGUAAAUAUUUACACCCUUAGUGAACCCGAGAAAGUUUCGUUGUUAUUAUGGUAAAAAUGGUUCUAUUUUGGAUCCCUUUGUUGUCACCUUCGUUCUCACGGCUCAAAAGACUAAUGCGGACCCUAGAUUUAAGCCAUAUUUGGAAUCCCAUAAGCAUAGUAUCCGCCAAUGGUGUGUGUGUGUGCGUGAUUUUAGCUUAGAAAAUUUAACACGACUAAUGUUCUUAUACUUUAAAAUAUCUACAACACUGGAAUGUUUUUUGAUUUCGGUGUGUUGAGUUGGAGUCUGGGCACUCUAAACUCGAUGCAUUGGGAAUUGCAUGUAUGGUAUAAAAAACGCAGUAACGUGCACACUUUCAGGCGACUUUAAAUUGUUUACUAUGUAGGAAAGCAUCAUUAUACUUUUGAAAAUUCUUGAUUGCUUGAAUGUAGAAAUUCAAAUAGUUCUUCAGACCUUAUUUUAUUUAUAAAGGAUAUUUGGGGUCCUUCAAUAUUAGAUUUGCGACAUACAUUUCCUAACGCCAGACUCACACACACACACUGAAACCAGCCGCGUACUUGUUUCCGUAUUACUCAUGUGUGCGUGUCCAGCUCAAUUCCAUGUUUAAAUAGAAUGUAAAGCAAGGGAAAGGAAAUCAGAAUAAACAGAAAUAAAUGUGCCAAAAGCAUUAAAAGCAACUCGAAUUAAAUCAGUGCGCGAGGCGAAGAAAAUAAGCAGAGGUAAUACCGAAUAAAAUGUGUGUGUUCAUAUCUGAAAUACAAAAUACAAAAUACAAGAUACAAAAUACAGUAAUACCCAGACAUAUGUAUAAUCCGCAUAUCCAACUCCGUUCCCCCAAAAUCCAGUUGGUAAGAAUUAUUUGAAGGCCGACUACUCAGAUGUACUCUGACUCAUAUAUACGUACCAAAAAGCAAAGGGAGGGAGUAUAAUACAUUUUAAAUUUAAUGGAGAUAUGAAUAAAGUAAAGUUAAUUAAAUAUAGGGAAUAUUUUUUUUUGCGGGUACGCGAGUAACGUAAUCGCCUAGCAAAUCAAAGUUACGUUUAACCUACACGUGUAAGGCAAGGAAAAUAAUGAUGAACUCAUCGAAAUGGAAUCCCACAGGCCAUCGCAUUGUUGAAAAAUGAUAACUACGAGUACAUUUAGUGGAAAUUGCGGGCGGGGAUGGCAGUCAAGGUAAACUAACCUAUAGUAAAACUUAAGAAUUAACGAACUAAGCCAGAAAACCAUUCAAGUCAUAAAGCAUUCAAUGUCUACGCUACAGCCAUACGAAAAUAAACCAUAAACGAGAAGAGUAUACAAAUAUUUGACAACUACAUAUGCAAUGAGAAUAUCCAACAAUUUCAAGAUGUAAACCCCAUGUAAAACAAAAACGAAAGUUUGCUGCGAAUUAAUGCGAAAUUCCAUGAUUCUUGAUUCAACAAAAUAACGUAAAGAUAAAAUAGCAUUUAGUUGGAUUUGUGUUUAUGUAUGUACAUAAGAAAUGAGCGAAAACAAAUGUUUGUACUGUAAAAUCUGAUUAUGAAACUGAAUAUUCAAAA
Messenger RNA from Drosophila simulans, 4364 nucleotides. It is a transcript of the gene DIP-beta, whose product is annotated as neurotrimin. The coding region runs from base 446 to 2143 and encodes 565 amino acids. The transcript is spliced from 12 exons. The record is from RefSeq and is a predicted model, not a curated record. Gene Ontology annotation, cellular component: neuron projection. NCBI's taxonomy places the organism in Eukaryota, Metazoa, Arthropoda, Insecta, Diptera, Drosophilidae.